This is a messenger RNA of Lactuca saligna, 1557 nucleotides long. The record is from the annotation of a GenBank genome assembly. Lineage: Eukaryota; Viridiplantae; Streptophyta; Magnoliopsida; Asterales; Asteraceae.
AUGGUUCCCAAUCGUUUCCCCAAAGGAAACAGAUUUGAUCUAAUCAUUUCCCCAGAGGAAACAGAUUUGAACCCUCUUGAUGACUAUCAAGAAUUCUUUGAUGAUCGAUUGACAAGGCAAACAUGGGGCCCAUGUGAAGGAAGAUCUGGGCCCAUUUAUGUGAUUGAAUCCGCUUCGUAUGUGUUCGAUCCAGAGAUUUUAGGGUUCUUUGAGGCGACCUCAACCCAGCAGCUCGUAUCGGGAGAAAGUAUUGUUGGUAAAGCGUUGGGUACAAACCAGCAGCUCGUACCAGCAGCUCGCAGUCAAUCGAAGGAUUAUUUAGUAAGGUGCACUCCUCUGUAUUGUAAAAAUUUCUCUUCUUUCUCCUUUAUUCAUGCCUCUGAUUUCGAUUUUUAUUCUUCUUGUAUUCUCCUUUGUAAAACCCUAACUGGAAAAGUGAUACAGAUAUUAAUCGUGAUUUCCUCCUCUUUCCUUGAUCCCCAAUUCUACACUCUAAGCAUCUCAGCCACUAAACCAAAAGCAACAAGUUGGUGGCUAGAACAGUCGCAUAUUACAUAUCCUUGGGAGCCAUAUGGGUGGGGGAAUCAGGUCUACUUUACAACACAAAGCUUAUGGAUUUUCAAAUGUCAUAGAGAAAAUGAGACACAUUCUCAUUAUGGGACUGUUUUGAAUGUCCAUCAACAACAGAUGUCACAGGGUGAUGGUUAUGGGAGUAGCACCACUGAUUCUUCUCGAACCGGAAACUUUUAUGUUCCCACAACCUCAAAUACAUCAAUGAUGAAUAAUCAAAGUUCCUGCAUCAGGAAUGACAAGGGGGACACACUGACUGCAUUAUACUACCACAUUGUUAAGCCGUUGACCAACACAACUGUAAAAGCCUCAUGCCAGUUUCACAUAAAACUUUCUGAAAAGAUUAGGUUUAUUUCACUUAUUGGUUUCUUAAUUGUGCAUAUACUUGUAGGUUUUGUUGAAAAAGCAAUACCGUUGUGCUUCCCUGCUUGUUGCCAUCCAUGGCUGUUAUGUGAAUCUUUGUUGGUCAGUCACCUUACAGUCAGAUUUAAUUCGGAAAUGUGUGGUGUAGUUUGCAGAAAGAACAGCACAUGGAUGACCCUUGCAGCUCGGUUUGUUGUUGUGAUCCAAACACCAUGGUCCAGUUCUUGUGAUUGCCCUCAACAUUGCAUUCUUGCAAGCAGUAGUCCCACACUUGCCUUAAAUCUAACUGGAGAAGGAACAAAAUCCCAAUUUUGGAUUGCUAGGGCACACUUUUGUAGUUCCUCUAUCCUGGAAUUAGGAAGCGAUCCGGUGUACUCAAUUGAACGCCUUCGCAAAGAGAAUGAUGCGGUUAUUUUAGCAGUUGGGGUAACAAAGCCACGAGACCUCCCUGUUCUUGGACGUGAGCUCUCAGGUGUGCAUUUUGCAAUGGAAUUUCUACAUGCGAAUACUAAAAGCUUAUUGGAUAGCAAUCUUGAAGAUGGAAACUAUAUGAGAGGAACCAAACGUAGCGCAUUGUACUCUCAUUUAUUUUCUAACUAUAACAAUAUACUUCCAUUUUCUUAA